Molecule: messenger RNA, 1055 nt
Organism: Protobothrops mucrosquamatus (brown spotted pit viper)
Lineage: Eukaryota; Metazoa; Chordata; Lepidosauria; Squamata; Viperidae
Product: transcriptional regulator ERG
Exons: 7
Coding region: 1-927 (308 amino acids)
Biological process (GO): cell differentiation; regulation of transcription by RNA polymerase II
Cellular component (GO): nucleus
Molecular function (GO): DNA-binding transcription factor activity, RNA polymerase II-specific; sequence-specific DNA binding
Source: RefSeq, a predicted model, not a curated record
AUGGUCCCUGCUGGAGCAGAGAUUGAAGGAACAGACUUUUUGGAAGAGUACAGGAAGAUUUUCCAAGAUGAUUUUGGUGACAUAGGUUCCUGGUUUCUACCAGAAAAUGAAAUGGAGCAGCAGCUGCCAAGCUGGACUGGCGGAAGUUACCUUGCUGAACUGGAAGGUUUUGAGAAGGCGAUGCCAUGUCAUGAACCUUUUGGCUUAAAAGGCUUUCCUGAGUACACCAAGACCAUCGUGGAAUUGAAGCAAGUUUCUUCUGAUCCAGACUACAGAGAACCGUACCAUGGUGCUUCUAGAAUGGUGCUCCAACAAGACAGUGUCCUCCACAGCUUUGAGGGCUCCAGCUGCCCCCCACCAGUUCCUCAGCCUUGGUUUGUUCUGUAUCCUGAUUCUCCUGGAGAACAGGUGUCUUCUGCACAGCUUCCUCCGGGGGAUCAGCAAGAACAGCCGAAGGAAGAACAUUGGAUUGAGUCCCUUGGUCCCGAUUCAGGCAGCCAAUCCAGUGCCUUGGACAGCGACUCGUGUCAAUGUGAUUCACCAGUCAGGAGCCAGAAAAAAAGGGAACGCAGAGACCAGGCUGAUAGCAGGAACACCAAUACUUUACCUAGAGAUCGGGCAGGGGCCGGGCCCAUCCAGUUAUGGCGCUUUCUGCUGGAGCUGCUCCAAGAUGGCUCCUGCCAAGCCCUCAUCCGCUGGACAGGGAACGGCUGGGAAUUCAAGCUCUGUGACCCACACGAGGUGGCCAGGCGCUGGGGCAAACGCAAGAACAAGCCCCGCAUGACGUACGAGAAACUGAGUCGGGGGCUGCGCUAUUAUUACCACAAGAACAUCAUCCACAAGACUAGCGGCCAGCGCUACGUCUACCGCUUUGUUUGCGACAUCCAGGGUCUCCUGGCUGAAUUGGAUAAGAAGUUGCAGAUUUAGCAUGCAACCGUCUUUAAGAGAACCUUUUCUUCAUUCCUUACGCACCCAAAACCUCAGAAGGGCUCAGAAGAGCUAGCAGGACCGGCUUCCUUGGAGAAGACUCUGCUUCCUUUAAGCUACGUCUAAAA